AUGUAUGGUAAAUGCGGUGACUUGCAGUCUGCGCGUAAGGUGUUUGAUAAAAUGCCUGAAAGGAACUUGAUUACUUGGUGUGCCAUGAUGGGUGCUUACGGAAUGCAUGGGGACGCUGAUGAGGUGUUUUGGUUGUUUGAUAGGAUGUUGGAUUCCGUUGUUCGGCCUGAUGGAGCGACGUUUACCACAGUGCUUACGGCAUGUAGUCAUGGAGGAAGAGUAGAGAAGGGGGAGGAAUAUUUUGAGAUGAUGGUUAACAGGUUUGAGUUGAGGCCAACCAAGGAACAUUGUACUUGUAUGGUUGAUAUGUUGGGUAGAGCUGGCAGAAUUGAACAAGCCAAAGGGGUUGUUGAGAGUAUGGAGAUGGAGCCUGAUGCUGGUUUAUGGAGGGCUUUUCUUGCAGCCUGCAAAAUCCAUGGAAAAUAUGAGAUUACAGUCAGAGACAUGGUAUUUGCUAAAGAGUAUGUUGGAAAAUAUGUAUAA
Messenger RNA from Chenopodium quinoa (quinoa), 483 nucleotides. RefSeq names its product putative pentatricopeptide repeat-containing protein At3g11460, mitochondrial. Gene Ontology annotation, biological process: RNA modification. Gene Ontology annotation, molecular function: RNA binding; protein binding. The record is from RefSeq and is a predicted model, not a curated record. The transcript has 2 exons. NCBI's taxonomy places the organism in Eukaryota, Viridiplantae, Streptophyta, Magnoliopsida, Caryophyllales, Amaranthaceae. Bases 1 to 483 code for a protein of 160 amino acids.